Molecule: messenger RNA, 5225 nt
Organism: Anolis sagrei ordinatus
Lineage: Eukaryota; Metazoa; Chordata; Lepidosauria; Squamata; Anolidae
Gene: TBC1D32
Product: TBC1 domain family member 32
Biological process (GO): Golgi to plasma membrane protein transport
Cellular component (GO): trans-Golgi network
Source: RefSeq, a predicted model, not a curated record
CCUGCUGUAUAGCCACUUUGAACUGCAGGUCACAUGUUACUAGCAAGGCUAUUUCUAGUGCCACAGAACUUUCUUGUGCCCCUCUCCCCCAAAAUGCAUGGCAGGACACUACAGGGCCUGGCCAUGCCCCUCUGUAUAAGUGUGACAUCCCCCCCCCCCCAUUUUGUCCAAGAGGACAACAACAUUCCCUGUCUCUGUAAACAGCGCAGAGCCCUUUCCCUCCAGCCUUCGCCUUCCCUUUUCCCGACAAGCUCUGCGCGACGUCACUCAGCCGGCGUCGUUGCUAGGGAGGGGGUCCAUGCGGGCGGUUGCUAAGGGCCGCAGCGGCGAGGAGGCGCGUUGCCCGCAGGGGUUUCCGCCUGCUCUCUCCCCUCCGAGGCCAGUCUGUGGGCUCCGCAUCCUUCCUCGCCAUCUGCACAGCUACGUUACGCUCGUCUCUCCCCCUCUGCUGCCCGUCCUCCAUGAAAAAGAGCCAAACAAACCUCGUUGGGCCAAGAUGUCUCAUUUCACAAGUGAAGAAGAAGUUUCUUUGCAGUCUAUGCUCAGGCAGUUACUACAAAGUGUCAAAGAGAAAAUCACGGGAGCGCCAUCAGUGGAGUGUGCAGAAGAGAUUCUGUUGCAUUUGGAGGAAACAGAUGAAAAUUUCCACAAUUAUGAAUUUGUGAAAUACCUCAGACAAUACAUAAGUAAAAAUUUAGGCUCUGUGAUAGAAGAAGAAACUGAGAAGCGUACUUCAGCACAAAAUCAGGGUGAAGGAUCUGGCUAUGACACCCUUGUACAACAUGUUACUAAAAAGACCCGAGAAUCAAAAGAAUACAGAGAAAUGAUGCACUCUCUGAAAAAUGUCAUGAUGGUUGUGGUUGAAUCUCUGAUUAAUAAGUUUGAAGAAGAUCAGAUGCGCUACAAGGAGAUGCACAGAAAAGUCAAAACAGAACAACAAAGUAGUUACUAUACAGAUAACUGUUCUGAUAGCGAUUCUUCCUUUAAUCAGAGCUAUACAUUCAUGAAUCAAGAACAGUUGCAACUACUUGUAGAAAGGCUUGAUCCCGCACAACCUAAGGAAGUACGCCAGGAAGCCAUGCAUACAUUGUGCUCUGCACCUCCCUCUGAUAUUUUAAACUGUGAGAGCUGGACUAAUUUACGUAAACAUCUUGCAACAGCACUUUCAGACCCAGAUUCAAAUUUUAGUGACAAAGUUUUGAAAUUCUAUGCCAAGACGUUUUCUUCCUCUUCUCUUAAUAUGACAAGAGAACUAUAUACGAGUUUAGCAAAGUACUUGGAGCUAUACUUUCUCUCUGAGAAUAAUUAUGUUCCUACUCUGUCAAUGGGUGUUGACAUAAGCAACCCAGAUGUUAUUCGUUUACUAAAAAAGAUACGUCUGCUAAAUGAAUACCAGAGGGAAGUUCCAUCUUUUUGGAUUCGUCAUCCAGAAAAAUACAUGGAAGAAAUAAUGGAGAGUACCCUAUCGCUUCUCUCAGUAAAACAUGAUCAUGCUGUUUCUCCAAAAUCUUUGGAUCCAGUAUACUUCUUGGCACUGGUUGAUCUCAAAGCUGUCUGGUUUAAAAAAUGGAUGCAUGCUUAUUACAGCAGAACAGUGGUGUUAAGGCUUCUUGAAAAGAAAUAUAAAUCUUUGAUUAUUGCAUCUGUUGAGCAAUGUGCUUCCUACUUGGAAGCUUGUGAAUCAACUGUUGAUGGAACUGGCAUGGUUAAUUAUUUUUCCAUUUCUCAUGAUGGUAGUAAACAGAAGAAUUUCUACACUGGAAAAGAAUUGCAGUAUAUUUAUUUUGUUCAUUCCCUGAGCCUGUUAGGCAGAUUGUUGAUAUAUAAACAAGGCAGAAAACUGUUUCCUAUUCAGCUAAAAAACAGAAAAGAUUUAAUGUCUCUGACGGACCUUGUCAUAUUAUUUACUCGUCUUAUCUGUUGCUCGCCAAAUUGCCCAAAGACUCUUACUGCGCAUUCAGGCAAUUAUUCUCCAGCUGGCCUCAUUACUGAUGUGUUAAGAAUUCUUUGUGAUCGCAAAGAAUGUGCAACUGAAUGUCUGUAUACUAAUACAGUGAUGGAAGCACUUCUUCAACCAAUUCAUUAUUUACUGAAUGGAACAGAGGUGCAUCUGAAUUGUUCAGAAACCACUCUGAUACAUGUAGCUGAUAUUUUAGCAAGAAUUGCUGCUGUAGAUGAUGGUCUUUCACUGCUUCUUUAUGGAGGAGAGAAUCCUACUGUGGAGGUUACUAGCCAUAGGGGUGCUCAUACAAUCGUUCAGUUUACAAAGAAGCUUCUUGAUGAAGACAUUUCUGUUUUGUCUGGUUCUGAGAUGUUGCCAGUCCUCAAAGGCGCUUUCAUCUUUGUGUGCCGCCAGAUGUACAGUACCUGUGAAGGAUUAGAGGUGUUGCAACUUUAUCGUUUGCAUCGAUCUAUUGCUGAGGCUUGGAAAAAGACCAGCUUGAUUUCAGAGAGAAUUCCUACUCCUGUAACUGGAGCAGAUUGUGCUGCAUCAGUAAGCCAAAAGUCACAGAACUUCAUUUUAUUGGAAGAGACACUGUUGGAUGAUUUGCUUAAUUUUGCUUCUACACCAAAAGGGCUAUUGCUGCUGCAAAACACAGGAACUGUCAAUGAAUGUGUGACAUACAUGUUUAACAGGUUCACAAAAAAUCUCCAGGUCAGUGGAUGUGAAAAGUUUGGCUACGGAUUAAUUCUUUCACAAGUGGCUGCAACUGCUCCUGGUGCUAUAGCUCUACAGAGUUCAGGAUUUGUAAAAGCACUUGUUACUGAACUAUGGGGUGUUUUGGAAUGUGGAAGAGAUGACAUCCGAGUCACUCACCCCAGAUCAACACCUGUAGAUCCUAUUGACCGCAGCUGUCAGAAGUCUUUUCUAGCUCUGAUAAAAUUGUUAUCCUAUCCUGCUGUUUAUGAGUUGAUUGGUAAUCAAGAGAUACCAAAUAAACUGGAAUAUUCUCUUCGUGAAGUUCCUACAGAUAUUAUUGAUAUUAUUGACAGACUUAUAAUUGUGAACACAGAAGCUAAAAUUCAUUCAUUAUUCAAUUAUGAGCAGUCUCAUAUCUUUGGACUGAGGUUAUUGAAUGUGCUGUGCUGUGAUCUAGAUACACAGCUACUUUUCGAAUCUCAGUAUAAGAUAUCGGAAGUGCUCUUAGAUGCACAAAAAGACAAUGCUAUCAAUAUUUCUGAAACAUCUCGAGACUUCAUAAUUGAUGGCUUAUCAGUAGAAAGGAACCAUAUUCUGGUUAGAAUAAAUCAUGUUGGGGGACCAACAGAACGGAUUUUGCCUCCCCGAAUACUGCAUAAGGGUGAUGAUCCAUAUCCUUGGCCAAUGUUUUCCUCAUACCCUUUACCAACAUGUUAUCUUGCUGAAUUUCCUAGAAAAACAGAUUCAAGGCAAGAUGAUGAUGCUACCAAGCUUUUAUCUGCUUUAAAAAAUCCAGAUAAAUACUUGGGAUGGAUUGAAAAUGUUCAAAGACAGUUUUGUGAAAUCAUGGAAAGCAAACCUAAUGUUGUGAGUGGAACCAAUUUGGCAGAGUUAAUUGAAAAGUUUGUGCUACUUCUUUCUGAAACACCAUCAGAACGUUAUUUCAGUAGUAGAGAAAAUGAAGAUUAUGCAAAUGUGGAAACAAAUCUCACAUCUAUACAGCAGCUUGGCAUUAAAAUGACAAUCAGUUAUGGUAAACAUUUGAACCUCCUAGGGGAGAAUGCUGAAAAUGAUCUUUGCCAAGUUCUAAUGAGUUGUGAGAAAUAUUUGAAACAACAACAACAUGUGUUUAUACAGACAUCGUUACGUGGUCUGGAAGGAGGAUAUGCAAACUAUGAUUGGUUUGCUUCUUCCAUAUUUCUAAUAAUGAUGGGAGAUAGGGAAAAAACAUUUACAUUUCUCCACCAGUUCUCCCAUCUUCUCGUUUCGGCAUUCCUGUGGAUACCUCGCCUGCAUCGCUCUAUCCACCUGCCUCUUGAUACUGCAAUGUCUGGCAUCCACCCAGUCUAUUUUUGCAGUGCACAUUACAUUGAGAUGUUGUUGAAGGCAGAGUUGCCACUUGUGUCUUCUGCUUUCCAUAUGUCUGGUUUUACUUCAUCACAGAUCUGUCAACAGUGGCUAACCCAAUGCUUCUGGAAUUAUAUGGACUGGCGUGAAAUCUGUCAUUAUAUUGCCAUUUGUAUUUUCCUUGGCCCAGAUUAUCAGAUAUAUAUGUGUCUAUCUGUGUUCAAACAUCUACAGCAAGAAAUUCUUCAGCAUACACAGACUCAAGACCUUCAAGUUUUUCUCAAAGAAGAAGCACUUCAUGGAUUUCAAGUGAGUGAUUAUUUCAGAUACAUGGAAAACUUGGCUCAAACCUACAGACCCGUGCUGCUAAAAGACAUGGAGAACAUUAGAGUACUGAACACAUAGAUCAAGCAAACGAGCAUCUCAUUUCAAAUGUUAGUUAUGUUCUGAAGGGACACCUAUUGUUUGUUUUAUAUCUUUCUCCUUAACAAUACAUUUAUUCUAAAUGUACAUGCUGCCAAAACAAUAAUAGAACUGUUCAGCGUAGGAGUUUCACAAGACAAUAUCCUCUAAAUUGCAUCAUCUCAAAAAUAAUGUGUUUUUCUAUCCAUGCGCUAUAGCCUUGUUUACACUUGAUAUCAGAACUGCCCUUGAAUUACUGAAAUGUCCUGUUUAUAUUUUCUGGAGUGAAUUCUAUAUUAUUAAAGUUUGCUUUCUUCAACCUCUAUUUUAAAAAAAUCUAAAUUGCAUACAGGUUUGGCAACAAAAAAUAGUGUGAAUAUUUAUUUGAAAGAUCAACCAUUGUUAAUAGUGAGGAAGACUGGCAAAACCUCUGUUAUGUGGCAGGAAUAACCUUGGAUUGUCAGGAAGCUAAGCAUCUCAGUUUGGAAAUGGUCAAGAGCAUUGAAUAUCUGUUGAAGCAAAAUGGAAAAUUUGCCAUUGCUUUAUUUUGUAGUCAUUUUUAAAGUAAAUUAUUACUGUUUUUAAGGUGAACAAAUUAAAACAUACAGUACUUGUGUUUUUCUUAUUUUUAUGUAAAAAAUGCAAGGAAUAUUAGUGGUAUCUUCAUAAUUGCAUUUGUUUGAAGUGUUAAGUCAGGCUAUCUGAGAAGACUUGGUCAAAUUUGGAUUCUAUCACAUGUCUUAUGGGUAUAUAGUGUAUGCAAAAACAGAUAUCUUGUACCAUCAACAAAAGUUAUUAGAUUUUCUUUUUAAUAAAAUGACAAAUUUAAAUUAAA